UCAGAAACGAUUGGAAUCGAAGAUCGCGAAAGUCCGACGAUUGUCGACGACGAAUUUAAAAACGCAAUGGAAAAUCCAGAGAAAGACGAGUCGAUGAAAGUAUUAAAGAAUGACAAGAUCGACGUAAAUGAAGAAAAUCGCGUCGAAACGAACGAACCGAAAACCUACGAGGUAAAGGCGAUUACUAAUUUAACUGAAAGUGAAUCUAAUAAAAAAAUGUCGACGAACGAAAGCGAGAACGAUAGUGAUUCGGAAGAAUAUACAUUGGUUUUCUACGACAGUGGAUCGGACGUUCAAACGGUCAUCAAUCAAGAAGGAAUCAUCGAGGAUACGUCGAGUUCUUUCUCGGCACGUGAAAAUGCUGAUGAUCGAAGAAAAAUGAUCUCGGACGGAGCAAGGAUCGUCGAGAUAAAUGAUUCCACGAAUGAUCUUAUCGUGGAGAGCGAGGUUUCUAACGGCGUACUUUUACAAGAAAAUGACUCGAACGUAUUUAAUCGUCGAGAAAGUUUUGAGAAUCGUUCGAACGAACAUGUAAAAGACGACAGUUGUGCCAGCAUAGAUUUCGAGGAAUUAGAAAAAUCUUUAGCCGUUCUACAGGUCAACGACGAAAGAACGUCGAUAGAUUUUUCGAUUGAUUCGGAGUUGGAUAAAAUAGUUAUGGAGGAAGAGGAACAGGAAGAGGAAGAGGAACAGGAAGAGGAAAAGGAAGAGGAAGAAGACAAUUUGAAAAGACAAAACGAGCUCGUAGAAGUUGGAAAACGAUUAGACAAACUGGCCUCGAUACUUUUUGAAAAUUCUAACGAAUUACGUCUCGAAAGUUUCGAAGAUAUGCUGUACUACCUCAACCCGGAAGACGCUAUAAACAUAAUGAAUAUGGAAGGGAAAGGUUCUUCCGGUAGCGAUAAGUUCAUGGAAAAGAUCGAAAAAGAUUUCUGUUCGGAUUUAUCGAUGGAACGUCUCGACGAAGAAAACACGAAGAACGAACAGGAAGAAUUGUUCGAGUAUUUCGACGCUUUGGACAUAAACGAAUCUACCGUCGACGAAAGACACUUUAAAACGGAAGAAAAACCUAUUGAAUUAAGCAAUGAAAAUCUUGGAGUAGACAUGACCGAAAUUCAUGCUAAAACUUUGGCUAAACUUUUGGAUUCUACUCAUUACAAAUCCGAGCUAGAGGUAAAUGAAAUUUUGAAAAAAAUCAAUGAACAAAAGAUGAAGAUAGAGGAUUUGAAAAACGAGUCCUUGAAAGAUUUGGCCAUAGAAUUUAGUCAUUUCGAAGAAUUGUUGGACGAGCAAAAAGCGAUUGCCGAAAUUGAAGACUACGAAUUUAUCGACGAAAGUUCGAAAUUGGACGAGGACGAAUUAGAAGAGAAUAUCGUCGAAAAUCAAAGAUCGAUAUCGCCGUUCAUCGAGAUGCCUUUGACGAAAAACGAAGUUACAGAAAAUUACAGGAUAAAAGUGAUGGAGAAAGAUUUUAAAGAUAGGAUGAUAGACCUGAAAAACAGGCUGCCCGAAACUUUGGAGAUUGUAAAUGAAGGGGAUAGUGUAUCGCAUAACAUGAAUCUUGAAACUGAAAAGGUAGAUGAAAAAAUCGUUUUGGAAAGUGUUCCGACCGAAAUUGUGAACGAAUCUGAGAAUGAGGAAGACGAAAAAUCGUUGAUCGAAUUUAUUAAUGAAAAUUUGAUUGGCGACAUUAUCGAGUGUAAACUCGAUUCUAUGAUCAACGAGAGAGCUUCUAUGGACGUUUCGAGUGAUACAUCGAAAUCGAACGUCGAUCUUCCCGAUAACGAUACCACCUUAAUAAUUAAAAAGGAAGAGACUAGCUACGAUGACGACGAAAAUCAUGAAAUUGGUUUAGAAAAAGGAAUGACUAUGGAUCGUGAAAAUGAAAAAGAAUUAAUAGAUGCAAAUCAAAAUGAGACCGAUAACAACGAUGAGAUUACAACGACAAGCGUAACAUGUAAUCCAGAAUCGGAGGAUACUGUUCAAGUGGAAAUCAUCGAUGCUGUAUCAUCGUCGAAUGAAAAUUCACAAGGUCCAACGGACGAUAACAACAUCGAAAAAGUCGAUUCCAACGAAUCACUAUUCGCCUAUUUAACGGAAAAAGAGAACAGGCCGUACAUCAAAGGCAAAGUUUAUGAUUACGAUGAAAAAAAGCAUGGCGUAAGAAUGACGGAGCAGUUUAUCAAGAAACAUUGUAGAGAAAACAAGCUUUAUCAGACUCCUUGGUUGAACGAUGUCCUAUAUCUACAUUACAAAGGCUUCUCGUUUAUCGAAAAUCUGGAAAAGUAUACGGGUUUGAAGACACUUUGGUUGGAGAACAACGGAAUUCGUGAGAUUGCGAAUCUGGAGAAUCAAAGCGAAUUGAGAUGUCUGUAUCUUCAUCACAAUAUAAUCAACAAAAUCGAAAAUUUGGAAUGCUUGAUAAAGUUGGACACUUUAAACUUGGCCCAUAACAUGAUUAGAAAGAUCGAGAAUCUUGACAGUCUGAAGUUCUUGAAUACGUUGAAUUUGUCUUAUAAUUAUCUACAAAGUACUACCGACAUCGAGCAUCUCCGAUUACUGGAGUAUCUAUCGAUUUUAGAUUUGUCUCACAAUCGAAUAGAUACUUUCGAUAUCGUCGACAUUCUCGGUGAUAUGAAAUCUAUAAGAGUAAUUACUUUAACCGGUAAUCCGGUCUUAAAGAAUAUCAAAAUGUAUCGCAAGACGAUGAUUUUAAAGUGUAAGAAUCUUCAUUAUCUGGACGACAGGCCGGUAUUUCCACGAGAUCGUGCUUGUGCAGAAGCAUGGAUGCGAGGUGGUCCAGAAGAAGAGGCAGCCGAAAGACGACGAUGGAUUGAAGCAGAACAGAAAAGGAUCAACGACAGUGUUAUGGAGUUGAUAAACAAAAGAAAGCUUCGCAAACCGGUCGGUAGGCCCGAAAGGGAAGCGGAGGAAACUAAUAAGAAGAAAACGAACCAACAGGACGACGAAGAAGUCGACAGGGAGAAGUCGCCGAUGCGUACGAGCAAGGAACUGCUUAAGCUGGAAGGGAAGAAAAAGUUGAGCGUCUCAUCAUCCUCGUCCUCGUCUUCGUCUUCGUCUUCGUCUUCGUCGUCCUCAUCUUCCCCCACUUAUUCCGAUGCCGAGCUGGAAAACGACGAAGAAAAUAAAAACGGCCGACAAAAAGUAAUCGAGGAAAGUGACGGAAACAGGCCAUUGGCGGAGGAAGAGAAAAAUGCACAACGUAAUCUCCUCGUACCCUGGAAAACUACUCGAAUCAUCAAUAACGAUCAGGAUCGAGAAGUGAAUCGUGAGGAAGAAGAAACUUUACGAUCGAAGGAUUACGUUGCUGGUGAUGCUGAGAAAAAGAGUUUAGGCAUACAAAUUUUGAAUGAACGUAAAAGUCUCGAGGAUCCUUUAGGUGGCUACGCUUUAAAUAGAGAGGUCACGGAUUACGCGAAAAUUAUUCUGAAAACAACGGUGGAUAAAGCGACCGAGCAACGGCCUUGUAUAUCCGACAAAAAGGAACCUACACUCGAUAAUGAAAAUGAAAAUAUUCAAGACGCGUUACCUGCUGCUUCUAAAGCAUCCUAUGAUACUUCGAAAUAUACCAAUAUAGAAAGUUAUCAAAGGAAAAAUGAUAAGAAUCCAUUAACAGCCAAACUAAGCAGCAUUCGUCAAGGUAUGAAAGAUUUUUGCACUAACGUCGAUAAAUUCGUCGAGGAAAACAAUAUCGUAUUUAAGAACGGAAACAUCGAAAGUUUCUGGAAAAACGAUAGUAUUAAUAAAAACAUCGAUAAUCCUUCCGAAAGUAUACAUCACGAUGAUAAAGAGAAUGAUUCCAAUCAAGAAAUAAUCGAACGAUUGAGUAACAAAGAAAAUAAUACGAAAGUGAAAGAGAUAUUAUCAGAAGAAUUAAUUAACGAAGAAGACGAUCGAAAUAUUGUUAAAUUAACUAUCGACGAUGAUCGUGAUAAUGAAAAUAAAAAUGAUAAUAAAAACGAUAAUAAAAAUGUUUCGUCAGGAUCCGAGAGCGUAUAUGACUUAUUGACUCUAAAAGCUUGUCCUAAAAUCCUCUUAAACGAUACAGUAAGAUCGUCCAACGAAACGUUGAUCGAGGAUGAUAACGAAAUUUAUUCCAAGAAAUCGAUCUCUUCGGAAAAUGAUAAAACUCUUUCGAUCGAAGAAAAAAAUUCCUUAGAAAAAUCCAACGUUUCCAUAACCGAUAAAUGUAAGGAACACUUGUUAAAACAAGUUAAGACGUUUACUCAAAAGGAAUCACCGUUGCUCAAGAAAUGUAUUAAGAAAUUAAUUAACGAUACCGAACACGAUGAUAAUAAUAUUAAAAAACGAUGGAAUUCUUGGUACAACGAUUCCCUUUCUAAUCCAAGAUCGGUUUUCACUGAAGCUUUCGAGAAUUCUUAUAAAACAAGAUCUCCGACUGAUCAAAAUAUUGGCUUGAACGUUGACACGAGUAUACGAUCGCAUUAUAGAGACGUUUCCGGUGAUAUUCCAAAAUCCGAUCUCUGUGCUAUCGCCGAUCUUGUGAAAAAAUCCGACGAAGAAAGAAAGACGUACGACCACGCUGAUCUCUACAAAGAAUUUUGCGAAUGCUUCGAGGAAUUGCAAAGUAAACAAAAGUACGCCAUUAUACCGGAUUUUCUAAAGAAUAAAAAGGAUGAUAAUAAACUCGUUCGAUCUAACGAUCGAAUUGGUGAAAACUCGAAUGAUAAAAGGGCACUAAUCGAAGAUAUUACGGAAACGUCGACGAAUUUAUCCAAGCUCGAGGAUGAAAAGAAUUUAGAAAAAAUGUGAACAAUUUUUACGAAUGAAUUCGCGUUUCUUUUUCUUUUUUCUUUGUUUUGCUCCUUUUUUGUUUUAAUCAACUAAUUCGCUUAUAGUUUAGUUUGUAUGAUCAUUGUUUUGAAACA
Molecule: messenger RNA, 4910 nt
Organism: Vespula vulgaris
Lineage: Eukaryota; Metazoa; Arthropoda; Insecta; Hymenoptera; Vespidae
Gene: dtr
Product: dynein axonemal assembly factor 1 homolog
Exons: 11
Coding region: 67-4794 (1575 amino acids)
Molecular function (GO): protein binding
Source: RefSeq, a predicted model, not a curated record